AUGAGGAACAGCCAUCGCCCUUCUUUGGGAAGUUGCAGAGAAGGCCGAGGAGUUUUUCAUCGUCAACGCGCGAAGACAAGCGCGAGCAAAAACGCGAGGAAAAAGACAACGAGCUUAAGCGCGAGAUGUCGAGGAGUGCUGCGCGCGAACGCUUCCUCGUCGUCUUCCUCUUCUUCUCUUAAGAAAGUAUCACCGUCCUCGUCGUCGUCUUCUAAAAACAACAAAGGCGAAAAUAUCAUCGUCGUUGGAUUAGGAACGAGAGGCGUGACCAUCAUAGACGAGUUGCAAGAAGGCGCCUGCUUACCGAAAGCACAAUUCUGGUCGAUAUCGUCGGAUGUUGGGAUAUUAACGAGGACAAAAUCGACGAACAGAUGGCGAUUACCGCCGGCGACGAGCGAUAUUCCGCAAUCGGCGGUGAUUGAUAACGCGACGAGCGCCGCGCAGUCGGUGUUGUUCGCCGCGGAGAGCAUGAGUUUGGAAGCCUUCUCUUCGGGAGGAGACGACGACGACGAUAAAAAGAAAAGUAAACAAGAGAAACAAAAAGAGUUGGACGAGAAAGUGCACAUAUGCGUCGUCUGCUCUUCGGGAGAAGCUGGCGGAGAAGCGGGGAUGUUAUUCGCGAAAGAGCUGUUCAAAUCGAAAAACAUCGCGAGCGAGAAAAAAACUCGAUUCCCGGGCAUAUGGGGCGGCGUCGAAACUCCGAGCGGGAGUACCGUAUCUAUUCACGCGGUCGCACCCUUCGAUUUCGAAGGACGACGGAAACGAGACGAAGGGUUGGCGUUUUUGGAUAUGUGUUCGAGGAAGAAAGGUGCGGAUUCUGUGGUUGUCGUUUCGCAAAGAGACGCGCAGGCGCUGGAAGGAGAACCGAUGACUUUAGAAGCCGCAUCGGCGUUGGCGAACGAUUUUUGUCGUUGGAGCGUCUUGAACGUCGCGAAAGACUUGAGGCGAAACUCGACGUUUUGGGACGCGCGCGUGAACGGAGAAAACGAACGGUGUGGGAUAUUAGACGAACAAAACGCGUUUAAAGAUGCCAUUUCCUCGAAAACUUUACGAGAGAUUAAUAGCCAAAACUUAUCGAAAAGUGCAAGUGGGGGUUGUGGCAUCGCCGUCGUCGGGUGUGCGGUGGAGGAAUUGAAAACGUACGGCACGGAAGACGAACAGAUUUCUGCGGCGAUUGUUUCCGCGGUGAAGGAAGCGGCGGAAGAUUCGCCGUUUCUCGACCCGACGCAAGCCCUCGGCGAGAAAUGCGUACAUCUCGUGUGCCAAAUCUCCACGCCUCGAGGUACGCUUGGACCGUUAGCGAGGAAAUCUAUAACCUCCAGCUUAGCUGCGUACGUGGACCCGCUGAAAUGCGGCGUGACUAUAUGUAAAGCGCCGGCUGAAAAUACCGUCGGAUGCAUCGAGAUUUCCUUAUACGCCGUGGCGAAUUUUGAAACCAUCGCGGAAAGAUUUACGUUGCGUCAAUCGCAGAUUGCGUUGAGAAAGCUCAAAGAUAGAAACUUACCCGAGCAGAUGAUAAAUAAUUUAGAACCGAGGAAGAAACGUUUGGAUUGGUCUUCGGUGGAUGAUUUCGUCGACGAGAGCAACGAAAACAAAUUCACGUCUCCGCCACCAAAGCGUUCUUCUCCUCAAACCGCUUCGGACGGAAAAUCCGUCGAUUCCAUCUUCGACGAGGCAUUAAUGUCUGUCGACGAAUCCAACGAGUCGUUGCUUCGAGCGGGUGACAUGCUAGCAAACAUUAGCGAGGACGGAACGAUGGAAGAUGCGCCGGAAAUCAACCCGUUCGUAACCACGGACGAAGAGUUUGAUUUGGAAAGCGAGAACUUUGUCGUCUUGGAAGACGAGGACUUAGAAGUUCCUCCUCCUCCUCCUCCUCCUCCCUCUAGCGAUACAGAAGAGAAGCAGAAGACGACAGAAUCUAGCGCGGUAACCACCGCCAACAACGACGCGGCGCGCAUUACGGUACCUGGAGAACUUACGGGAAGCGUCGUCUUGACGCCGGUUCGAGUGUUGCGCCCGAAAGAAGACGCGAGCGGUAACGUCGUCGGAUAUCGCGCGGUAGACUCCGUCAACGAUUACGACAAAGCCGACGUCGACGACAACGACAUCGAUACUCAAAACGAAAAGAGCAAUAGCAAUAGCAAAUUCUCCUUGCUCGGCUGGCGUCCGUUUUCGAGCAAAAACGACUCCUCCUCCUCUUCCUCCUCCUCCUCCAAAGUACGCUCGAGAGCCUUUGGUGUGCUCGAAUCCGACCGCGAAGCGCGCACGCGACCCAUCCUUCGCGUCGAAUACGCCAACAUGUGCGUCUACGAAGGCGAAGUCCUCGAAAAAACAACCAAAGCCGAAGGCUCUGGCAUCAUGCGCUUCGCCUCUGGCGAUUGGUACGAAGGAAGGUUCGCGCAAGGCAAACCCGACGGAAAAGGCAAGCUCUCGUUCUCGCGAGGAGGAUACUUCGAAGGCGAGUGGUUAAACGGGAAACCAGUCAACGGCUCACUCGUGAAACCACCACCACAAUCACCGGUGGGAUAA
Messenger RNA from Bathycoccus prasinos, 2529 nucleotides. Its product is annotated as MORN repeat protein. NCBI's taxonomy places the organism in Eukaryota, Viridiplantae, Chlorophyta, Mamiellophyceae, Mamiellales, Bathycoccaceae. The transcript has a single exon. The record is from RefSeq and is a predicted model, not a curated record. The coding region runs from base 1 to 2529 and encodes 842 amino acids.